AAAUAUACAAAUUUCACGCUGACUUUUAACCAAAAUAUUAUUGGUUUUUUUGUUUAAAAGACCGUCGUUCACAGAGGAACCUCUUAGAAGUUGAUAAUUUGUAGCCGACUUGCUUGAUUCCUUUUCUUCAAGAAAGGUCAAAACUGAAGAUAUUAUAAACAAAAAAUAUGGAUUUAUACUAUUUUCCACCAUCAGCCCCAUGCCGUUCAGUCUUAAUGACUGCUAAAGCUGUCGGUGUUGAUUUCAACCUCAAGGAAUUGAAUCUAGCAGCCGGUGAACAUCGCAAUCCAGAAUACGCUAAGAUCAAUCCACAACGGACUAUUCCCACUUUGGUUGAUAAUGGUUUUGUGCUAUGGGAAUCUCGUGCAAUAAUCGUCUACCUUGCAGAAAAGUACGACAAGACCGGCUUGCUCUUCCCCAACUGCCCCAAGACGCGAGCUGUCAUCAACCAACGUCUGUACUUCGAUAUGGGAACACUGUAUCAGCGUUUUGCCGAAUAUUUCUACCCUCAAUUCUUCGCCAAAGCACCAGCGGAUCAUGAGAAGUUUAAGAAAAUGGAAGAAGCUUUUGCUAUGAUGGAAAUCUUUCUUAAAGGUCAAGAAUUUGUGGCUGGAGAUAAUCUUACCGUGGCUGAUAUUGCGAUGGUUGCCACUGUUUCAAAUUACGAAGCUGCCAAAUUUGACUUGAGCAAGUACCCUAACGUCCAUAGAUGGUACAAAGAAUGCUCAGCGAUUAUUCCGGGAAUUGAUUUGAACAAAGCAGGAGUUGAGCAGUUUAAGAGACAUUUUGCAUAAGUUUAGGUAGUUUUGUAUUUUAUUGUACUGAUUUUGUAUAUUUUUUGUAUUUGAUUAAAUUUUAGGAAUUAAAGAAUUUGUUUUAAUCUGAAGAAAGAAAGCAAAGCUCUAGUUGACAAUUUAUUUAUUUUCAAGAAGAA
Messenger RNA from Eupeodes corollae, 934 nucleotides. RefSeq names its product glutathione S-transferase D1-like. Gene Ontology annotation, molecular function: glutathione transferase activity. Bases 168 to 794 code for a protein of 208 amino acids. Lineage: Eukaryota; Metazoa; Arthropoda; Insecta; Diptera; Syrphidae. Gene Ontology annotation, biological process: glutathione metabolic process. The transcript has 3 exons. The record is from RefSeq and is a predicted model, not a curated record.